CAAAGAUGCUGCGAUAUUGGGGCGAGAUUCCAGUUUCAUCUAACCAGGCCAACCGCAGCUCCUUUGACCUGCUUCAGCGUGAGUUCCGUACAGUGGAAGUCCAGGAUCCUCCACUGCACCAGCCUUCUGCGAACAAACCCCGUCCCACCACCAUGCUGGACAUCCCCUCGGAGCCCUGCAGCCUCACCAUUCACACCAUCCAGCUCAUCCAGCACAACAGGCGGCUGCGCAGCCUCAUCGCCAUGGCUCAGGCUCAGAACCAGCAGCAAGCGGAGGGUAUAAAAGCUGAAGACAAUGAACCUCUGCCGUCUCGUCCGGCCUCUCCGCCUCUCCCUGAUGACCUGCUUCCUCUGGAUAGCAAAACCCCAAAAAUGCCAUUUCAGCUGAGGCACAGUGACCCGGAGAGUGAUUUCUACAGAGGAAAAGGGGAACCAGUGACUGAGCUGAGUUGGUCCUCCUGCCGGCAGCUUCUCUACCAGUCCAUGGCCACCAUCCUGGCUCACACAGGCUUUGAGUGUGCCAAUGAGAGUGUCCUGGAGACCCUGACAGACAUUGCCCACGAGUACUGCUUGAAGUUCACCAAACUGUUGCGCUUUGCAGUGGAUCGAGAAGCCCGCCUUGGGCACACCCCAUUCCCUGAUGUCAUGGAGCAGGUCUUCCAUGAAGUGGGCAUUGGCAGCGUGCUCUCACUGCAGAAGUUCUGGCAGCACCGUAUUAAGGAUUAUCACAGCUACAUGCUUCAGGUUAGCAAGCAGCUGUCUGAAGAAUAUGAGAAGAUUGUCAACCCUGAAAAGGCAGCAGAAGACACAAAGCCUGUAAAGAUUAAGGAGGAGCCUGUCAGUGAUAUUACUUUCCCCAUAAGUGAGGAGCUGGAAGGAGAUCUAGCUUCUGGUGACCAGUCUUUGCCCGUUGGAGUCCUUGGAGCUCAAAGCGAGCGGUUCUCUGCCAACUUAGAAGUAGAAGCUUCCCCACAGACUUCAGGGGCUGAGGUGAAUGCUUCCCCACUCUGGAACUUGGCCCAGGUGAAAAUGGAGCCACAGGAAAAUGAGGAGGCUAAUGUGCAUGGCCAUGGGGUCCUAGGCAGCGAUGUCUUUGAGGAACCAAUGUCAGGCAUGAGUGAAGCUGGGAUGCCACAGAGCCCCAAUGGCUCUGAGAGCAGCUACGGUUCUCAUUCUGCUGACAGUCUGAUGGGAUCCUCGCCUGUCUUCAACCAGCGCUGCAAGAAAAAGAUGAAGAAGAUGUGAAACAGACAGCCUUUUUAUUUAGUCUUGAAGAUAUAAUAAUAGACUUGAAGCAGACUAAGAGAAUACUGUGAUGGUUGUGAUUCAUAAACAGGGCUGGCCCUGAUGUAUGAGGGACCUUGCAUAAAAUUA
Molecule: messenger RNA, 1373 nt
Organism: Pezoporus flaviventris
Lineage: Eukaryota; Metazoa; Chordata; Aves; Psittaciformes; Psittacidae
Gene: SUPT7L
Product: SPT7 like, STAGA complex subunit gamma
Exons: 4
Coding region: 6-1244 (412 amino acids)
Cellular component (GO): SAGA complex
Molecular function (GO): transcription coactivator activity; protein heterodimerization activity
Source: RefSeq, a predicted model, not a curated record